AACGUCUGAGAUUCUGAGUUCUGAUGACGAGACACACAGAUCGCAGACCCGACAAGAAACGCCAUCUCCAUCAGCAAUUACAGAUUAGCACCGCGCACUUGCCCAAAAAAAAAAAAACUCGAAGCGGCGGUCCCCGUUCAGAGACCCCUGCCCAAAUCCCAGCGUCCGCCGCCGCGCCGCGCCCUCGUUGCGAUCUCCCGCACAAAUACCCGAUCCGCCAUGGCUGGAAUAAGGCUGACGCCCGAGGAGCCCGAGAUGCCCGUCGGCACGCCGCCCCGCCCCCAGCUCCCGGCAUCCGUCGCCGGAGCAGGCGGUGGCAGCGGGGGCCUCGAAAUGGCGUCGGACGACGAGCGGUCCGUGGCGGCCGACUCUUGGUCCGUGCGGAGCGAGUACGGGAGCACGCUCGACGACGACCAGCGCUACGCCGACGCCGCGGAGGUGCUCGCCGCUGCCGCGGCCUCCGCCAACUUCCCCUCCGCCGCCUCCGAUUACUGUUCUGAUAAGGAAGAUCAAGAUCCUGGUGAUGUUGAAGGAUCAAUGCUGGGUCUCCAAAGCUACUGGGAUGCUUCGUAUUCAGAAGAUCUUGCAAAUUUUCAGGAACAUGGGCAUGCUGGAGAAAUAUGGUUUGGUGCAGAUGUAAUGGAUACAGUUGCUGUUUGGACAAAGAGUUUGUGUAACAUUAUUCAGGGCGGGAUUCCAUCUGGUCAUGACAGCAUGAAAAGUGAAGUCGAUGAACAAUUAUUCUCCAACUACCCUGUGCUCGAUGUUGGAACUGGGAACGGCCUUCUCUUGCAAGCACUUGCUAAGCAGGGGUUUACAGAUUUAACAGGAACUGAUUACAGUGAAGGAGCCAUUGAACUUGCAAGAAACCUUGCCACUCGUGAUGGCUUCGAUUCAAUAAAAUUUUUGGUUGAUGAUAUACUAGAGACAAAGUUAGAUAGGAAAUUCAAAAUUAUUACAGACAAAGGGACUUUGGAUGCCAUUGGAUUGCAUCCAGAUGGUCGUGCGAAAAGAAUAAUGUAUUGGGAGUCUGUAUCAAACUUGGUUGAGCCAGGUGGCAUUGUGGUCAUAACAUCAUGUAAUCACACAAAGGAUGAGCUUCUGCAAGAAGUAGAAGAAUUCAGCAAGAGAAAAUUUGGCAAGGAGAACAUGGAUGAAGGUGCAGGACCUGCGUCCCAGAUCUUCCGGUACAUAGAUCAUGUCCGAACAUACCCCACCAUAAUGUUUGGGGGAGUCGAGGGGUCUCAAGUGUGCACCGUGGCCUUUCAACGGAUGUAACAAAGAAACACAGGUACGCAUCAUACUUGGUCCAAUACUAUUUUGGCUCUAGAAGGACGUUCGUUACUUCACUUGUGGGACUGUUCCCACUGUAUCUGUCUGAACGUGAGGAUAGUAAGGGAAUCUUCCGAACCAUUUUUCUGUAACUGUAAACGAACAUGAGAUGAUGUAUUGUUAAUGUACCGUGAACUUUCCUUGUAAUUUUGGUCCCUUCAUCCGGUAUACAGAGUUGUAGUUUCAAUCCAUGAUAAUUUUUUGUA
This is a messenger RNA of Panicum virgatum (switchgrass), 1538 nucleotides long. RefSeq names its product EEF1A lysine methyltransferase 2-like. Gene Ontology annotation, molecular function: protein-lysine N-methyltransferase activity. The coding region runs from base 220 to 1278 and encodes 352 amino acids. Gene Ontology annotation, cellular component: cytoplasm. The record is from RefSeq and is a predicted model, not a curated record. Gene Ontology annotation, biological process: peptidyl-lysine dimethylation; peptidyl-lysine monomethylation. Lineage: Eukaryota; Viridiplantae; Streptophyta; Magnoliopsida; Poales; Poaceae. The transcript is spliced from 7 exons.